GAGGAAUUUAAAUAGCCGGGGCGCCACGGUCUCGGUAGUUCUGUUGGAGUGAGUGCGGAAUCGGUCGGUGUAGUGUCAACUUUGGGGCCGGUUGCGCGAGUACAUUUAACUUCUCUACAGAACUGUUUGAUUUGAACGAGUUCCUAGUUUAAGGAUGUCGACUGCAGCGAACGAGAACGCCUCGCCCCGUUUGACCAAGUUUAAGAACAAGGGGAAGGAUGCCAAUGAAUUGAGACGCAGGAGAAUUGAAACCAAUGUUGAACUGCGAAAAGCCAAAAAAGACGAUCAGUUGUUCAAAAGGAGGAACGUGAACAGCUUUCCCGAUGAAGCGUUAUCGCCCCUUCAGGAGAAGAACUCUGUCCAGAUGCAUAUGAAUUUGGAAGAAAUUAUCCAAGGUGUUCAGUCUAAUUAUUUGGAAACACGACUUCAAGCUACACAAGCUGCUAGGAAGCUGCUUUCUAGAGAAAAGCAUCCUCCCAUUGACAAAAUCAUUCAGUCUGGGCUCAUCCCCAAGUUUGUCACUUUCCUUGGUAACUUUGACUGCAGCCCAAUUCAGUUUGAAGCUGCCUGGGCUCUCACCAACAUAGCCUCUGGAACAUCAGAUCAGACCAAGGCAGUUGUUGAUGGUGGUGCUAUUCCUGCUUUCAUAAGUCUCCUGGCUUCACCACAUCCCCACAUCAGCGAGCAGGCAGUGUGGGCGCUGGGAAACAUUGCAGGUGAUGGAUCACACUACAGAGACUUGGUUAUCAAGUGUGGUGCUCUUGACCCAUUGAUGGCAUUGAUGGCUGUUCCUGAUUUAUCUAUAUUAUCGUCUAGUUAUCUAAGAAAUGUAACGUGGACCCUGUCCAAUCUCUGCCGGAACAAGAACCCAUCUCCACCAGUUGAGGCAGUGAAACAAAUCCUGCCAGCACUUGUGCGCCUCCUACAACACGAUGACAAGGAAGUCCUCGCUGAUGCCUGCUGGGCUAUUUCGUAUCUCACAGAUGGUUCCAAUGAUCGCAUAGAUGUGGUGGUGUCUACUGGGGUUGUACCACGUCUGGUGCAGCUGCUUUCAUCGUGUGAACUAGCAAUUGUAACUCCUGGUCUCAGGGCAGUGGGCAAUAUAGUGACUGGGACGGACGAUCAGACGCAGAUAGUGAUCGACUCGGGUGCGCUGAGUUUGUUCACUGCUCUGCUUACUCACCCAAAGAGUAACAUCCAGAAAGAGGCUGCAUGGACCAUCUCAAACAUCACUGCAGGGAAACCGGAACAAAUCCAGUCAGUUAUUGACAAUGGGCUCGUUCCUUUCCUCAUCCAGUUACUCAAAAAGGGUGACUUUAAAACUCAGAAAGAAGCUGUCUGGGCUGUCACUAAUUACACCAGUGGUGGUACAGUUGAGCAAAUCAUCUACCUCGUUCAAGCUGGAGUUAUUGAUCCAUUAAUGGCCUUGUUAUCAGUCAAGGAUUGCAAGACCAUCCAAGUCAUUUUAGAUGCCAUUACUAAUGUCUUCCUGACUGCAGAAAAAGUUGGUGAAACGGAUAAGCUUUGUCUAAUUGUUGAAGAAUGUGGAGGUCUGGAUAAAAUUGAAGCUCUUCAGUCUCAUGAGAAUGAAGCAGUAUACAAAGCAUCACUGAAUCUGAUAGAGAAAUACUUCUCAGAAGAGGUAGAGGAAGACCAGAGUGUUGUACCAGAAGCCACUCAAGAGGCUUUUACCUUUCAGACUGAGAACACGAGCAUCAAAUUUGACUUUUAAAUUCUAGCUUUCUACCUCUGCAUUUUGUUCUUCUGACUGCCUCACUAUCUAGAACCUAUACUUGAGUACUUUCAUGUACAUUUGUGUAAAUGUUUACCUGUUCUGAACUUGUAAUUAGAAUGUAAAUAUUUCUCUGAACUGUCACUAUUUUAUUUUGCCAUUUCAGGUGGCAUGUGUGCAUUGAGAUUCUGUAACUUGAAAUAAAGUAUUCGGGAAAUUC
Molecule: messenger RNA, 1952 nt
Organism: Hypanus sabinus (Atlantic stingray)
Lineage: Eukaryota; Metazoa; Chordata; Chondrichthyes; Myliobatiformes; Dasyatidae
Gene: kpna2
Product: karyopherin alpha 2 (RAG cohort 1, importin alpha 1)
Exons: 11
Coding region: 155-1732 (525 amino acids)
Biological process (GO): NLS-bearing protein import into nucleus
Cellular component (GO): cytoplasm; nucleus
Molecular function (GO): protein binding; nuclear import signal receptor activity
Source: RefSeq, a predicted model, not a curated record